This is a messenger RNA of Aureobasidium melanogenum CBS 110374, 1497 nucleotides long. Its product is annotated as aminonitrophenyl propanediol resistance protein. The transcript has 4 exons. Gene Ontology annotation, molecular function: alpha-1,6-mannosyltransferase activity. Bases 1 to 1497 code for a protein of 498 amino acids. Gene Ontology annotation, biological process: cell wall mannoprotein biosynthetic process; protein N-linked glycosylation. The record is from RefSeq and is a predicted model, not a curated record. Gene Ontology annotation, cellular component: mannan polymerase complex. NCBI's taxonomy places the organism in Eukaryota, Fungi, Ascomycota, Dothideomycetes, Dothideales, Saccotheciaceae.
AUGCUUCCUGUGCAUGCAUCUCCAACUCAGCGAGCAACAAUGAACAGACAUGGCUACUCCAAUUCAGGCGCAUAUCCGCUGGGCGGACGCUCUCACUUUUCUAUCGAACCUCACAAAUUCGCUCCCCGCUCACAGCCCGCUAUGCGACGACGUCGCCAACUCAUGCUAAGACUGGCCCUGAUCGGCUCUUUUCUGUUGGCCGCCAUCUUCCUCUUCUUCCCUUCAACGCGCCAGGCCGUAUUACCCACGCUAUCAUUCGGCCUCUUUUCCGGGAGCCAGCAGCUCCAACUCGAGACUGUCCGUUACUACGAUCUCGCCAAUGUCCAGGGCACCGCAAGGGGCUGGGAGCGGGAAGAGAGGAUUCUCCUCUGUGCCCCUCUCAGAGACGCUUCUCCCCAUUUGCCAAUGUUCUUUUCUCAUUUGCGCAACUUGACUUAUCCUCACCACCUCAUCGACCUGGCCUUUCUCGUUGGUGACUCCAAAGACAACACUCUUACCCUACUCUCUGAUCUUUUGGCCCAACUGCAAGCCAGUGAGAAGGAUGGCAUGCCUUUUGGCGAGGUUUCGGUCAUCGAGAAGGACUUUGGACAAAAGGUCAACCAGGAUGUUGAAAGUAGACACGGCUUUGCUGCCCAGGCUAGCAGAAGAAAGAGCAUGGCCCAAGCACGUAACUGGCUUCUGAGUGCUGCUUUGCGUCCCACACACAGCUGGGUCUACUGGAGAGAUGUCGACGUUGAGACGGCGCCAUUCACAAUUUUGGAGGAUUUGAUGAGACAUAACAAGGACGUCAUUGUGCCCAAUGUUUGGCGACCUCUGCCUGAUUGGCUCGGUGGUGAGCAACCUUACGAUCUUAACUCGUGGCAGGAGUCCGAGACUGCCCUGGCCUUGGCCGACACACUCGAUGAAGACGCCGUCAUUGUAGAGGGUUAUGCAGAAUAUGCUACCUGGCGACCUCACUUGGCCUACUUGCGCGACCCUUACGGCGACCCGGAUAUGGAGAUGGAAAUUGACGGCGUUGGUGGUGUCAGUAUCUUGGCUAAGGCCAAGGUCUUCCGUUCAGGUGUUCACUUCCCGGCCUUCAGUUUCGAGAAGCACGCAGAGACUGAAGGAUUCGGCAAGAUGGCCAAGCGCAUGCAGUACUCGGUCGUGGGCCUUCCUCAUUACACCAUCUGGCAUCUUUACGAGCCCAGCUUGGACGACAUCAGGCACAUGGAAGAGAUGGAGAAGGAAAGGAAAGCGCGUGAAGCAGAAGAGCUCAAGAACAAGGAGCGUAUGGACAAAAUCCAGUCUCAAUUCGAUGACACAGCCAGCGAAUGGGAGAAGGACAAGUCGGAAAUCGUCGAUGCACAAAAAGCAGCAGAUGCGGCCAAAGACGUAGCCGGUGGUGUCAAGGAUGCUGCUGGCAAUGCCAAAGAAGCAGCCAAAGAAGUGGCUGGAGAAGCCAAAGCUGCGGCGAAGGGCGCAGCUGAAGGUGUCAGAGAUACUGCCAAGGGGUAA